AAGGAAACAUUAAAGAAACGUACGUAUCAGUAGUAACGUGGAGGAAAAAAAAACCCGCCAAACAAGCCCCGCCUGCCAUUCUCUACUUCAUAAUUUUUAUAUCAAUCCAUUUGCCGCGCAUUUUCGCCUCUUAUGCUCUCUGUCUGCACUCAGCAGGGGCAGUGGUCAUCAAUAACAUAACAUCUCUGUUUUGCUGUUUGGAUCAUCUAACACUCCUGUCAAACAUGAAGGACGAGCUCUUGCUUGCAGAAGAAACUCUAGACUAUGAACAAUUGUUCGCCGAGGACCUCACAUUCAAUGGAUUCGACGAAACCUAUGAAUACCCAAUAUCAGAGACAGAGGAAGCAGCCGAUGCACCAGUUAUAAACCCUAGUUGCGACAAUGUGGGUGCUGAAAGAGCUCAUGUGCUCAUCCCCACUGCCUCUGCUACUCCUGCAAGCCUGCAAAAAAAGCAGGCUUCCAGGGCGGGUGUGAGCAAGAAAGGCAGUAAGAGGGGCAGUUACAACUGUGGGAGAUGUGGGUUGCCUAAAAAGGGCCAUAUCUGUACCGACAUUGAGUCCAAUAGUACUCCUCUCAAGAGAGACGAGCUCCUUUCACCACAAUGCCAGUCUCAAUCCCAAUCUCAAUCCCAAUCCCAAUCGGAUUCGGCAAAAACAGGGAUCCUUGACAGGGGUGGCUCUAGCCGUAGCCAUCCUCUUGUCAAUACUCCCUCUCACAACACUGUUCCCCAUCCUGCAUUUCGCCCUGCUCGCCAGACGAGCUCUGUGUGUGGAGCAAAGAGGAGUCUCUCCAUGCCCAGAGAUGGCGAUGGCAAGGGGAUUCCUCCAGCUCGAUUCGAUCUCAAAGGCAUUGGCCAUGGCAGUAAGCGUGUCCAUUGCUGGGGAUCUUCAGCAUCAUCUUUCACUCCCUCUGAUUCCUCGAAUCGCCCUGUCCUUGACGUGGAUAUGGAUUCUGUGGAUAGUAUGCAUUUACCCGAUCAGGGUGCACCAAGCUGGCUUUCCAGGACCUGCCUGGUGGAAAUUUUUAAAAGAAUGCCCCCAUCCUCCCUCUUGGUGGCAAGCAUGGUGUGUACCCAGUGGAGCCAAUAUGCUCGCCAUGUUUGGUCUACUGUUACAGAGACUCAACUGGUGGUUACACAAGACCAAAAUAAAUACAUCCCUACAAUGCUUCAAAAAUGUCCGAAUCUUGUGCAUCUUACCCUAGAUGCCAGAAGUGAAAUUGAUGACAACUUCCUGAGAUCCAUUGCCUGUUCAACACAUUGUCUUUCCUCCUUGGAAGUUCAGAUCAGGCAUGGUGGAGUCAACAUGGUAACAGGGGAUGGAUUAAGCCACUUUCUCGCUGAAUGCAAGUCAAUAUACAGCCUCAAGCUGGAAAGUUGUAAAGCCAUCAGAAGUCUUCAUUUAUGCUCAACCCAUCUUGCAACUCUUUGGAUGGCGGAUUGUUAUAUGAUAAGCACCAUGGCCAUAAAUUGUCCAGCAUUGACAGAGUUGUCGCUUGAUUUUUCACCCGAAGAUGAUGGUUCAACCGACCUCUGUAAUAUGAUGGACAAUUUGAGCGAAAGCUGUCCGAGAUUGUCCAAGUUACAUAUUGCUUCUGUCGGUUUGGACAACUCUCUGGUGCUUGCACUUGCAAGUUCAAAUUUCAGAUUUUUGUCUAUGCUUUCAUUAACGUUUGGGUCAGGAAUUACUGAUGAAUCAGUGGCUACUCUGGCAUCAAGUUGGAACAAUUUGCAAAUGCUAGACUUGAGCGGAUCAAGUAUCACAGACAAAGGACUUAGCAUUAUAUGCAGUGCUUUCUCAGGCACUCUCUCUAAGCUUCUCAUUGCUCUCUGCCGUAAAGUAUCCAUAGCUGGCCUUCAAAUGGUGGCUACACAACUACCAUUCCUUGAGCUCCUAGAUUGUGGAAUGACUAUAGAAUACAAAUGCCAUACUUUUUGUAGCAAUGAAGCUACAGACCUUGUCAGACAACAACUAGAAGAACGUGAAGCUCAACAUAGUGUGCAGAGGCUAAAUAUACUCUCUAAAGCAAAUACAAUAUCCAACAGAUUGGUAAUCAAGCAUUUGAGGCUUAAGAAACUCAGCCUCUGGGGCUGCUCUGGCAUCCGUGCCUUGUAUCUGGAUUGUCCAGAGCUUGUUGAACUAAAUCUGAAUUCCUGCAGCAGUCUAAAUCCUGAGAAUAUGUUACUGCAAUGUCCUGCACUAGUAACAGUGUAUUCUGCACACUGCAAGAAAGUUGUAACUUAUGCAUUUCAAAGCAAGGUUUCUUGUUCCACUCAAAAUGAUUCAUUGCAUUUAUUCACAAAAAGAAUGGCAGAUGGUUCUAAAAGAGUCCAAGCACCACAAUUUGACAUCGUACAGCCUUGUGAAGAUGGUGAGGUGGAGGAGAGCCUACCAGAGAAUUCGCAAAGUGUAACUCAUGCAGUUUAAAGCCUUCACAAGUCAAUCCCUCAAAGAAAGCUGGAAUACUGUUUGCUAAUUUGGUAUAGUGUAGAUAACAAGGGCAAUUGAUUCAGUGUUCAACAUGCCUGCGAAAAUUCUGCUAAUAAUUUUAAACAAGUGAAGGCUUUAGUGCCUUUUUAUAAUAACAGAUGAGAUCAUUGUAGUCUGCAGUUUCAGACAUGCUCAAAAUCAUUGGUUUUGUGCAAUUAUACCCUGACAAAUUAACAUCGUCCAGUGCUCUACUUUCUGAAUAGGGAAAAAGAUUAUUACCUUAACAUAGGACACGGGGUUUUAUGCUGCCUAAAGUUAGCAUGCAUCCAACCUUUUAUUAAGCGAUGUUUAGUGUACAAGUUGGGAUUCUUUAGUGGAAAGUAUGGCACUUGCAUCAUGAAGGUGAUGAUUUUUUGGCUACUUAAAGCCCUUCAAACUUAUUAAAAAAAUUGAUAUUUCACA
This is a messenger RNA of Cryptomeria japonica (Japanese cedar), 2891 nucleotides long. RefSeq names its product F-box/LRR-repeat protein 17. The record is from RefSeq and is a predicted model, not a curated record. The coding region runs from base 225 to 2426 and encodes 733 amino acids. Gene Ontology annotation, molecular function: protein binding. The transcript is spliced from 12 exons. Gene Ontology annotation, biological process: SCF-dependent proteasomal ubiquitin-dependent protein catabolic process. Gene Ontology annotation, cellular component: SCF ubiquitin ligase complex. NCBI's taxonomy places the organism in Eukaryota, Viridiplantae, Streptophyta, Pinopsida, Cupressales, Cupressaceae.